Molecule: messenger RNA, 657 nt
Organism: Closterium sp. Naga37s-1
Lineage: Eukaryota; Viridiplantae; Streptophyta; Zygnematophyceae; Desmidiales; Closteriaceae
Source: the annotation of a GenBank genome assembly
AUGAAAGGGAGUGUUUACGCCAGCUCUUCAGACUGCUCCAGAUUAGUAUUCUGCUGGUCAUGCGGUGGUUGUGGUUGUGGUGGUGGUGGUGGUGGUGGUGGUGGUGGUGGUGGUGGUGGUGGUGGUGGUGGUGGUGGUGGUGGUGGUGGUGGUGGUGGUGGUGGUGGUGGUGGUGGUGGUGGUGGUGGUGGUGGUGGUGGUGAAGGUAUGGCAUGGGAAGGGGGGAACGAGGUGGUGGUGGUUAUGGUGGACAGAUGGGAGGCCGGCGCGUCUCGCCCCUGGUCGUGGUCGGGUGGUGGUGGUGGUGGUGGUGGUGGUGGUGGUGGUGGUGGUGGUGGUGGUGGUGGUGGUGGUGGUGGUGGUGGUGGUGGUGGUGGUGGUGGUGGUGGUGGUGGUGGUGGUGGUGGUGGUGGUGGUGCCCCGCGAGCGUACAGGGGAGAGACGGGGGAGAUGUGGGGAAAAGGGGGAAGGGGAAGCGGAGAUGGGUGGGGGGAGAUGUGCGGGGAGGAGCAGAGGGGGUGGAGGGGGUUGGGAAGAGGGGGUGUUGGGCGAUGUAAAGGAAAAGGCGGGGAGACAAAGAUACAGUACGACAGAGGGAGGGAUGAGGACGAACGGGAGGAAAGGGGGAAGGGGUUCUGGGUGAAAGGGUUCGUGUGA